CAUCGGUGACCUGCUGCCGACAACUUGCCCAUGUGCUUCGAGUGGAGCUCGCUCUGACGUCUAACCCUUCUCCUCGACGUAUAAAAGCGAGUGGAAAUUCUUGAAAUUCUGCAUCUCAAAUUACUGCACGACAUUCUCAUCAAACUCUAACACACGAUGAAAUUCACACUUGCUACUGCUCUUAUCUCUGCCCUUGCCCUCCAAGCGUUUGCAGCGCCCGCGAACGUCACAUACGACACUGCGUACACCAAUCCCAACUCGUCCCUGGCCAAUGUCGCUUGUUCUAACGGCGCGAACGGUCUCUUGACCAAGGGAUAUACCACCUUCGGCUCCAUCCCUUCAUUCCCCAACAUCGGAGGAGUUCCAGGCGCCACCUGGAACUCCACGUUGUGCGGCACCUGCUGGAGCCUCCAAUACACCACGCCCAGCGGCGUCCAAACCACCAUCAACAUCACCGCCGUCGAUGCUGCUUACACAUUCAACAUCUCCCCGCAGGCGUUCAAUAAGUUGAAUAAUGGCACUGGCUUAGAGCCCGGCAAGAUUGCGGCUAACGUCACUCAGGUCGCCGCGAUCAACUGUGGCAUGUAGUGGCAUGCCAUUAUGUUGGAGAGUUUUCUGGUGUGCUGGAAACGGUUGAAAGUAUCGCAGAAAGAGGUUCUCGAGUCUUUGGUUCGUGGGCGGGGCAACUUGUAUGUUGUAGCUUGUACAUUGUUGCUUGUACGUUGUGGUUCGUUAUUCUGAAGUAUGUGCGAUGCGAUGUUUUUUGGGAAAGUAUUAGUUACUCGACGAGCAGCUCGGUGUGUUAUAGAAGACCAGAAGGCAGUAAGUUCCCUAGCUAUGACUUAUGAUGGUUCGAACUCCAAUGCAUUUAGCUUGAUAG
Messenger RNA from Suillus plorans, 880 nucleotides. RefSeq names its product Cerato-platanin. The transcript has 2 exons. Lineage: Eukaryota; Fungi; Basidiomycota; Agaricomycetes; Boletales; Suillaceae. Bases 157 to 588 code for a protein of 143 amino acids. The record is from RefSeq and is a predicted model, not a curated record.